Rotaria sp. Silwood2 is the source of this 1071-nucleotide messenger RNA. NCBI's taxonomy places the organism in Eukaryota, Metazoa, Rotifera, Eurotatoria, Philodinida, Philodinidae. The record is from the annotation of a GenBank genome assembly.
AUGCAAUCAGUCGAUGAAUUUACACCAUCAACAACAGAACCUGUAUUUGGUAGUGGUUUAGUUUCCCAAACGAAAAGUCAAGCAUCAACAAAUAAUGAAAAUAGUGAUAAUGAAAAAAUAACUCUACCGUCAGAAUCUGUUACUAAUGGACCAAAUGAUACAACAAACGAUAAUGAAAAUACUACAAAUAGUACAAUAGAACCUGUUACAGAAAAUAUUGAUGCUGGUGAUUCAGCAGCUGUACAUGUUAAUGAUCAAAAUGAAAAACCAACGAUUGAAACAACUAAUGACGUUAAACCAACUGAAGAAUCAAUUCCGAAUGAAAAACCAGAUCAAGUUGAAUCAACUGUUCCAUCUGCAACUGAACCUGAACCAGUAUUAUCAACACCAGUAUAUAUAGCUAAUGAAGGUUCAUCAACGACUGUUGAUACAACAUCACCUCCUGCUGUUGAAACAACAACAAAUGACAAUGUUCCAAAGGUACCUAAAACCACUGAACCAGAAACAGUAGAACCAAAAAGCAAAUCGCCUCGGGGUAAAACUAAAACAGCUGUUGUAUCAACAACACCAACACGUCAUUCAACACGUGAUAGAAAACCGGCUUCAUCUUCAUCAAUAAAUAUUGAAGAGAAUCAAACAAAUGAUGACACCAGUACAACAACAACAAAUCAAACUGAAUCAACAAAACGUACAAAACGACAAGCAGCUACUAUUGCUAAAGAUGCUAUAACUGCUAGUAAUCAACCAAAUUCAACAUCUGGUAGUAGCAUUGCCGAUGAUGGAAAUGAUCAAGAUAUGAUUCUAUCUGAUGAUGAUGAAGAUGAUGAUGUUACUAGUAACAAAACAAAAAAAUCAUCUCCAACAGGACGUAAGAAACGUGAAGCAUCAACAUUACCAACAAGUGUAACAAAAAAGAUCAAAGGUAAAAAUUCUAUAACGUCAACAAAUAAUAUUGAUAAUGAAGGUAAAAAAGUUCAAACACCAACAAAAAAAGCACGAACAAGCUCACCGAAAAAAACACCUGAACCACCCAGUGAAGAAUAUGUACGAAAAUUGCGACCAAGAAAAUAA